Molecule: messenger RNA, 1625 nt
Organism: Eucalyptus grandis
Lineage: Eukaryota; Viridiplantae; Streptophyta; Magnoliopsida; Myrtales; Myrtaceae
Product: glucose-6-phosphate isomerase 1, chloroplastic-like
Exons: 6
Coding region: 810-1136 (108 amino acids)
Biological process (GO): gluconeogenesis; glucose 6-phosphate metabolic process; glycolytic process
Cellular component (GO): cytosol
Molecular function (GO): glucose-6-phosphate isomerase activity; monosaccharide binding; carbohydrate derivative binding
Source: RefSeq, a predicted model, not a curated record
UGAAAUUUCUUCUCUCUCUUCAAGUUUCUCUCUCAUCUCUUUGUUGUUUCCCACCAUUUCCUCCUUCCUUCCUUUUCUUGCCAACCAAAUUGGUCGCACGUCGGUUCUAGCUCGUUGGCCUCACGCCGGCGGCCCACCGAACGCCGCCUAGCCCCCGGUGGUCCCUCUCAUUCUCCUCCUUCGUCCCUUGGUGAAAACCGCCAUCUCCGGCGGCUGAUUGAUGGGCUUAAACCGAUUUGUUCUAGUCAGUUCAAUGAACCGACGAUCGAGUCGGUUUUCAAGUUUACCAGCUCGACUGCCGGUUUGGCAACUGAGAUCGGCAAAACAGACCCCGCCGAUCUAUCCCUGAGUUUGUUCCCGACCUUGCUGUGGCCCGAUCUCUUGGGAGAGUCCAAAACCGGUCCAAGUAGGACCGAUUCUGUUCCAGCCAAAACCGAAGGCCGCCAGUGCUCUCAGGAGCCUCCAACCGCUGGCGAUCAGUAGCUCCAGAGGUCCCUGACCUCGCCGUAGUUAGGGAUAGGCGGAUUGGCUACCGGAUCAGCCGAUCUCCACCGGUGAAUCAAGACCGAUCCAACUUUGGACCAAUUCCGGCGUUUGCUUCAAACCAGCAGUUCAACUGACCUCGAUUCAGUUCCCUCGGUGGUUUGUGAUUAUCUGAUCGUGAUUCCGGAGAUCCGUGUGCGUUCCGAAGAGCUUGAUUCGAUCGACGACGUCUACAAUCAACGAAAACGCGUAAAAGGACAUGGUAAUUCUUCCUUACAAAGACAGCCUUCUGUUAUUCAGUCAGUAUCUACAGCAAUUUGACCCGGAUGGCAAUCGACUACAUACAACAUUUGAGAGAGGGUGUGCACAACUUCUUCGGAACAUUCAUUGAAGUGCUUUGUGAUAGACCACCUGGUCAUGAUUGGGAGCUUGAACCAGGUUUCACCUGUAGUGACUAUCUGUUUGGAAUGCUUCAGGAGCUUGUCGAGCCUCUGACUCUUGAAGAAGUAGCUGAACAUUGCCAUUCUCCUGAAGAGAUCAUCGCUCACAUGGCUGCCUACAACAGAGCAAUCAUUGCUGAGGGCAGUUGUGGAUCGCCUAGAAGCAUCAAAGUUUUCCUCGGGGAGUGUAAUGUUGAUGAGUUAUAUGCUUGAUUUUCGCAGAAGUUGGGUGUCUCGCUGCGCACCUCUUCGUAAAUUUUCAAUAAACUGAUUUUGAUUGUGGUACUGAAUCUUCAUCAGAACGGGGGAUAAUUUGGGAGAUGGAAUUCUUUUACUGGAAGAUCUUUGCCUUAUUUGGCUGAAGAUCUUUGUCUUUCAAAAAUUUUGGAAUUCUAGAGUCUGCAUGUCACUUUACAAUAUGCUCCAGGCUCUUACCAUGCCGCCAUAUGCAUGGAAAAGCGUGAAGCUGUCAAAGUUAAGAUAUGAGUUUUCACUGUACAUUCUAAGGAUAAAGCAGGUCUGUGCGGAUUAGUUGGACCAAAUAAUUAUUGUAGAGGCCAGAAUUUUUAAGUGUUUGCUAUUACUUGCCGGCAAAGGGCCCACUCCAUUGAAGUUAACUAUGAGGAAAACAAUACCAUAUGUGAGAGAUGAACUUUUUUCUGGACCCAGUGCUGUUGGAAUCAGUGACUUGAUUUGAGGAUU